AUGGGUUGGUUUAGUGACGAGUAUGUGCAGUCUCUGGAAGAGCGCAUUGUCAGGGUUGAGUCGCUCUUGAAGACUGCCGGUAUCUUGCAGGAAGGUGACAUGAGUCAUGAUGAAUUCUCUGACGAGGAUUCAGAUGAUGAACUUCCUAGUCAGAAUGUUUCGUCUGCUCCGAGCCCAAGUCCGAGUUCUCUGUGCCGGAAAGGCGCUGGUCUGGUUACUUCUAUCUUCCGAGCAGAUGAAAGAGAUGAUUCUCGAUAUUUUGGCAAAUCUUUCUCAUUGUCGAUUCUGUCUCGGGCAGGCAUUGAGUGGAUCAAAAGCAAAACAGGCGAUGUCAGUUUCUUGCGGAUAGUCUCGCCGGAAUCCGUCCACGAAAAUCCGUGGAAUCAAUGGCGACCCGAUGUCUUCCAGGAUCUGUUUGCCUCGCAGGUUUUCAAACCUCUACCUUCGAGAUCGGAGGUUUUCUCUCUUAUGAAGGAUUUCUUUCAGACGGCCAAUUGUCUGUUUCCUAUAUAUCUCGAGUCCAAGUUUAUGAAAAUGGUUGAAUGGCAAUAUACCCAGCAGACUUGUGAUGACGCUGCCCGUUGGGCUAGCAUUAACAUGGUUGUCUGUCUGGCUUAUGAGUAUCGGUUUUCGAAUAGCUCGAAGCCAGAAAAGGACAGAGAGAAGGCUCGAGGUUAUUUUAAGAAUGCCAUGUCAGUCUUCACGGAAUUGGCGCUAAAACGCACUGAUUUGCUCAGCGUCCAAGCUUUGCUAAGCAUGGCGUUCUUCCUUCGUGGGAAUUGCGGUACACAGUCAGCUCUGCCGCUCAUCACUGCCGCUAUGCGAUCUGGUCAAAGAAUGGGAUUACAUCGUGAUAUCGCCAGACCAGAUCUCAGUCCAGCUGAACAGGAAGAAAGACGGCGUGUCUUUUGGGUUACCUUUGUGGUCGAUCAAAGUACCUGCUUAAGAAUUGGAAACGCUCCAUCCCAACAUCCAGAUGAUUUUGAUGUCCCUCUUCCAGAAGAGUUGGAAAGCGAUAAAGAAAGCGCAAGCAAUAUCCUUUUUUUCCGCCAGCUCUGUCGGAUGUCAAUCAUCAAGGGCCGCAUCUACAGUCGACUAUACUCCGCCAAAGCCUUACUCAGACCUCCUCUUGAGAUCUACAAAACGGUCAAAGAGCUACACAAGGAGCUUGAAAACUGGAGAGGCGACUAUCCGUUCACCAGUGAGCCGAAGCUGAAACCCGGUGCACCCGACUUCCUUUUAGGAUUUGCCUCCGUUGGUCUCCACUUCGUCUACUACAAUGCUUUGAUCAUGAUCCACCGAAUACCGCUCUUGCUUCAUUACUCAAUAACAUCUAAGGAGACAUCCAAGGAGUCAAAGGAGCUCGAAGCUCUCAGCAUACGACGUGCUUCUAAAUCUGCUUCCAUUGGUGCACAAGCUGCUCGUGAUACAUUAAAGCUCAUUAAUAAUAUGCCUUGGGGAGACAUUGCGUGGACUUGGUCCCUACUAUACUACAUCUUCCUGGGUGCAGCAACAAUAUUCUCAAGUAUCCUCCGGGAUCUCCGCCACCCAAAAGUCCGCGCAGACCUCCAGUCUCUCACCAUGGCCUCAACAUUUUUCGCAACUCUCGUCCCAGGCGACGGAGCAUCCAAUUACGCAGGCUUCAUGGCCCGCAUGAGCGCCACCCUCGAACGCGUCGCCAGAAUAGCAGUCGAGAAAGACGAAAAAAGAGACAAGGAGGAGCCUCAUUCGUUGACAACUAAGAAACGCACAAACUCGUCAUCUCAUCAUAAACGCCGACGACCUACUACUCUCCGAACAACAAUGACCCAGGAUACCACCCACCCGAACUUCCCAACCGCAUCCGACCCACAUGGAAUGAACAAUGAUAUGGACAUGAGCAUCGGUAUCCCAGAUGCACUAGAAGGCCUACCGCCGAUCAACUCCUCCGGCUACGUCGUCCCACUGAGUCCAGAUACAAGCACCCAACCCCAACCUCAAUUCCAAACAAACCAAACCCAAAAUCCCUACACAACCGAAUACCUAGACCGAACAUUCCUCCACGAAGCAGGAGACAGCACAUACACAAACCCCCCAAUCCCAAUCCCAAUCCCAUCCUGGCAACUCUCCCAAGAUUUCUCCGCCACCCAAAUUCAGACAGGUCCAGGUCCAGCCCUAACAAAUCUAGAAACCCAAUCCCCCUCCUCCUUCGCCAGUAGCACACCAACAGGAACAACAGGCUCCGGAUCUGCAAUCCCAGAAUUCUUCCAGGUGCCCAUGACAGGCGACUGGGAUUACAGCGGCAACCUCUUCGCCGGUCUCUUCCCCACUGAAUAUGGGUUCCCCGUUGGUGGGCAAGUUGGUGGGCAAGUGGCUGGUGCGGAUCCCUCUAUGCCCAUUUUAUCGGCGGAGACUUAUGUGCAUGGUGCUCCUGCUGUUGAUGGGGGGUUUGAUGCUCAGGGUCUUGGGUAUGGAUUUGUUCCUGAGGGACAGGGGCGGGGAUCUCGAUCUGGAUCGGCGCAGGCUGAGGAUUCGGUUUGGCCGAAUGGGUUUUUGGGGUUGUUUUAG
Messenger RNA from Penicillium arizonense, 2547 nucleotides. Its product is annotated as transcription factor domain-containing protein. Gene Ontology annotation, biological process: DNA-templated transcription. The record is from RefSeq and is a predicted model, not a curated record. Gene Ontology annotation, molecular function: DNA binding; zinc ion binding. The transcript is spliced from 5 exons. NCBI's taxonomy places the organism in Eukaryota, Fungi, Ascomycota, Eurotiomycetes, Eurotiales, Aspergillaceae. Bases 1 to 2547 code for a protein of 848 amino acids.